Odobenus rosmarus divergens (Pacific walrus) is the source of this 1343-nucleotide messenger RNA. It is a transcript of the gene ABRAXAS1, whose product is annotated as family with sequence similarity 175, member A. Gene Ontology annotation, biological process: mitotic spindle assembly; protein K63-linked deubiquitination; attachment of spindle microtubules to kinetochore. Lineage: Eukaryota; Metazoa; Chordata; Mammalia; Carnivora; Odobenidae. The transcript has 9 exons. Gene Ontology annotation, molecular function: polyubiquitin modification-dependent protein binding; microtubule binding. The record is from RefSeq and is a predicted model, not a curated record. Gene Ontology annotation, cellular component: nucleus.
GCAUGGAGGGCGAGAGCACGUCCGCGGUGCUCUCCGGCUUUGUGCUCGGCGCACUGGCUUUCCAGCACCUCAACACGGACUCGGACACGGAAGGUUUUCUUCUUGGGGAAGUGAAAGGUGAAGCCAAGAAUAGUAUUACUGAUUCCCAAAUGGAUGAUGUUGAAGUUAUUUAUACAAUUGACAUCCAGAAAUAUAUUCCAUGCUAUCAGCUUUUCAGCUUUUAUAAUUCUUCUGGUGAACUAAAUGAGCAAGCACUGAAGAAAAUAUUAUCAAGUGUCAAAAAGGCUGUGGUUGGUUGGUACAAAUUCCGACGUCAUUCAGACCAGAUCAUGACAUUUAGAGAGAGACUGCUUCACAAAAACUUACAAAAUCAUCUUUCAAGCCGGGAACUUGUUUUUCUACUGUUAACACCAAGUAUAAUAACAGAAAGCUGCUCUACUCAUCGGCUGGAGCAUGCCUUAUAUAAACCUCAGAAGGGACUUUUUCACAGGAUACCAUUAGUGGUGGCCAAUCUGGGCAUGUCUGAACAACUGGGUUAUAAAACCAUGUCAGGUUCCUGUGAGUCCACUGGUUUUAGCCGAGCAGUAAAAACACACAGCUCUGAAUUUUUUACAGAAGAUGGAUCUUUAAAGGAGGUACAUAAAAUAAAUGAAUUGUAUGCUUCUUUACAAGAGGAAUUAAAGAGUAUAUGCAAGAAAGUAGAACACAGUGAGCGAGCGGUAGAGAAACUACUAAAGGACGUAACCAGAUUGAAAUGGGAAAUUAAAAAAAGAAAACAGGCACAAAUUCAAGCAGCACGUAAGUAAAAAAACAUCGAAAAAGACCCUCAGGAGAACAUUUUUCUUUGUCAAGCUUUACAGACCUUUUUUCCAGAUCAUGAAUUUCUUCAUUCAUGUGUUAUCUCCUUGAAAAAUAGGCAUAUUUCUAAAAGUAGCUGUACUGCCAACCACCAGCUCAAUGUGAUAGAUAACCUGACCUUAAUGGUAGAAUACACUGACAUUCCUGAAGCUAGUCCAGCUAGUGGUGGGCCUCAAAUGAUUAAACGUAAAGCUUUAGAUACCGAUGAUGGAUGGCAAUUCAAGAAGUCACGGCCGUUAGAGAUACAAAACAAACCAUCUAAAACAGAUACUGAUAGUAGUAAUCAAGAAAAAGCAUCCACAAUGAGCAGCCCCGAAACAGAUGAAGACAUUGAAAAAAUGAAGGGUUGUGGUGAAUAUCCACAGUCUCCUACAUUUUGAUCAUUUUAGGCCAAAAGGACAUUUUUAAUUGGCUGAAGGGUAAAGCCAUUUGUAUUGUUUUUACUAUGUUCAGGUAUUUUACAGUAAUACUUAAGUUCUAGUACA